Molecule: messenger RNA, 372 nt
Organism: Auxenochlorella protothecoides
Lineage: Eukaryota; Viridiplantae; Chlorophyta; Trebouxiophyceae; Chlorellales; Chlorellaceae
Product: Histone H2B.2
Exons: 5
Coding region: 1-372 (123 amino acids)
Biological process (GO): nucleosome assembly
Cellular component (GO): nucleosome
Molecular function (GO): DNA binding; structural constituent of chromatin; protein heterodimerization activity
Source: RefSeq, a predicted model, not a curated record
AUGGCUCCCAAGGCAGAGAAGGCCCCGGCAAAGAAAACCGCCAAGAAGGUGGCAGAGAAGCGCAGCGCAGGCACGAGGAAGAAGGUCGUGAGCAAGGCCGAGACCUACAAGAUCUACAUCUACAAGGUGCUGAAGCAGGUGCACCCUGACACUGGUAUCUCCUCCAAGGCCAUGUCCAUCAUGAACUCCUUCAUCAAUGAUAUCUUUGACAAGAUGGCUGGGGAGACUGGCAACCUUGCGCGGUACAACAAGAAGCCCACGGUCACCAGCCGCGAGAUCCAGACCGCCGUGCGCCUGAUCCUGCCCGGUGAGCUGGCCAAGCAUGCCGUGUCUGAGGGCACCAAGGCUGUGACCAAGUUCACUUCUGGUUAA